Aureobasidium uvarum is the source of this 5883-nucleotide messenger RNA. The record is from the annotation of a GenBank genome assembly. NCBI's taxonomy places the organism in Eukaryota, Fungi, Ascomycota, Dothideomycetes, Dothideales, Saccotheciaceae.
AUGGCUCCUUCUCCAGCAGCAGGCAAGGCCACUGGUGGCGCCCCCAAGACCCCUACCAAGUUGGGCAGAAAGCCCCAAAGCCAAACUAGCCAGCCUCCCAAACUCGGACAGCAGGCAGCUUCAGGCGCAAGAAAAGCAUCCGCCCCCGAGGGUGCUAAGCAGCCAGAAGUUCCUCAGACUUCCGAGAAGCCCGAGGUCGGUGACGUGCAACAAAAAGCCGGCGAGGCCGCGCAAGGUGCACAAGACAAGGCUGGCAAGACUGCCGAAGAUGCUAAGAGCAAGGCUGAGGGCGCUUCUGAAGAGCCCAGCAAGGUCGAGAUGAAGGACGACACCGAAGCCGCAUCCACCCAGGCUGGUGAUGAUGAGGACGAGGAUGAUGACGAAGGCCCUCUGAGCAAGGUUUCCCAGGCUGGAGACAACGCCAAGGGCCAGCUCGAGGAGCAAGCUCCCCAACCAAUUGACGACUCUAACGAUGACAACGAUACCGCCGCUGGUGCACAAGACACCGCUGAUGAUGACGACAAUGACGACACCGAGGACACCGCCGACGACGACAAGACCGUCAAGGCUGGUGACGAAGCAGACGACAACGACGAUGAUGUUCAAGACACUACCGGCAAGGUGGCUGACGACGCCCAAAAGACUGGCAAGCAAUCCGGCGGUAACCUUCUCAAGGGUGCCAAGGGGCUCGCUGGCAAGGCCUCUGGUCUCGCUGGCAAGGCUGCUCAGGACCCCAAGAAGGCAGCUCAGGAUGCCUCCGAAGACGCUCAAGAUACCGCAGGAGAUGUCAAGGACACCGCCGAGAACACUGCUGAGGAUGCUGCCGAGGGCGUUCAAGACACCGCCGAUGACGCCAAGAAGGUUGCAGGUGAUGCCACCGACGAGGCUGGCGAUGCUGCCAAAGACGUCAAGGACACCGCUGAAGACACUGCCGAGGAUGCUCAAGACACCGCUGGUGAUGCCACCGACAAGGCUGGCGAUGUCGCCGACGAGGCCAAGGACACUGCUGAGGACGUCACUGAGGGCGCUCAAGACACCGCCGAGGACGCCACCGAGCAAGUCAAGGGCACUGCAGAAGACGCAACCGACAAGGCCGGCGAGACGACUGAGGACGCCGAAGACACUGCUGAAGACGCCAAAGACUCCGCCGAGGACGCCGCUGAUGAGGACGUUCCCGAAGUCAACGACAUCAGCGACCUCCCUGUCGACCUCUCUGUGCUCAAGGGCCUCGAGGUUGCAGAAGAUGGUAUGGUCAACGAUCAAGACGGCAACCCCAUUGGCAAGCUUGCUGAGGGUGACGCUGAGGACCUCGCUGGCUACCCAAUUGGCGAUGAUGGCGAGAUCCUUGAUGACGAUGGUGAUCUUGUCGGUCGUUGCGAGCUUCUUCCCGAACAGGUCAAGAAGCAGAUGGCCGACCUCAAGAGCAAGGGUCAACUCCCCAAGGGUGCCGAGAACUUCGUUGGUGAACUCCCCGACACCGACGAUGCCGAGAAGCCCAACCUUGCCAUCUUCAAGGGCCUCACCUGCGACCCUACUGGUAACAUCUUCAACGACGACGGUGACACUAUCGGUCAGGUUACCGAUGGCAACCCCGAAGAGCUCAUGAACGCCACUCUGAACGAGUACGGUGAGUUCCUCGACGAUGAUGGCAACGUCAUUGGCCAUGCCGACAUCCACCCUGAUGCACCAGAGGACAUCUACGACCAAGUCCAGCAGGCUGCCGAUGAUGCACAGGAUGCUGCCGACGACGCUCAGGACAACGCCGACGACACCGCCAAGGCCGCUGACAGAGUCGACGACGCUGCCGACAAGGUUGACGACGCCGCUGACGAUGUCAAGGAUGCCGCUCAAGACAUUGAGGACGAACUCCCUGGCAUCGAGGCUCUUCAAGGCAGAGAACUCAACGACGCUGGCGAGGUUGUUGAUGACCAAGGCGAGGUUCUUGGCCAGAUCGACGACGAGUCUCUCAAGGAGAAGCUCGAGUCUGGAGAACUCAAGGCCGAAGAUCUCAAGAUCAAUGAGGAUGGCGAAGUCGUUGACGCUGACGACAACGUCCUCGGCAAGGUCGGUCUCGCAGAAGGCGCUGCCGAGAAGCUCGGUGGCUCUCUUCCUUCUCUCGACCUUCGCAUUCUUGAUGGCAGAAAGGUCAACAAGAAGGGCAAGAUCCUUGACGACGAAGGUGACCAGAUCGGUGAACUCUCUGAGGGCGACCCCAAGGAGUGUGCCGGCAAGAAGGUCAACGACAAGGGUGAGGUUCUCGACCAGAACGGCAAGGUCAUUGGCAAGGUCUCCGUCACUCCUGGCGAGGCUGCUGAGACCGCCACCAAGGACCUCCAGACCGAGCUUGGCGAGAACGCUCCUGACGAGGAGCAGGAUGAGGAUGAGGAACAAGCCGAUGAGGAUGAAGAGCCUCAAGGUCCUCAGUUCAAGAUCCCUGACCUCGAUGUCCUCGAAGGCCUCAAGGUCAACAAGAAGGGCAAGAUCCUCAACGAAGAUGGCGAGGAGAUCGGUGAGCUCACCUCUGGCGACCUCAGCGAAUGCGCCGGCAAGAAGGUCAACGAAAAGGGUGAAGUCCUCGAUGCAGAGGGCAACACCAUUGGCCGCGUCAAGGCCCUACCUCAGGAAAUUCCUCAGGAGGAGAUCGAAGAGGCCGAGGAGGCUGCCGACAAGGCCGAAGACGCUCAAGACGCCGCAGAAGAUGCCGCCGAAGACGCAGAGAACGCUGAAGAAGGCGCCGAGAAUGCCGAAGAGGGUGCCGAGGAUGCUGCCGAGGACGCCGCCGCCAACCUGCCUCCUCUCUCUGUUCUCGAUGGUCUGAAGGUCAACAAGGCCGGAAAGAUCGUCGACUCCAACGGUACCAUCGUCGGCGAGCUCACCGAAGGUGAUGCCAAGAAGCUCUCCAAGUCUGGUGUCAAGUCAGACGACCAAGGUCAGUUCUGGGACGACAAGGGCCAUGUCAUCGGCCGCGCCAAGACCGUCCCUGUCGAGGAUGACGAAGAGUCUGAGUUCGCCGGUCUCGAGGGCUUGAUCGUCGUCAAAGACGGUUGGGUUGAAGACGAGAACGGCAACCGUGUUGGUCAACUCACCGAGGGCGACGCCAAGAAGCUCGUCGGUCGUGCUGUUGACGAAGACGGUGAUAUCCUCGACAAGAAGGGCAACGUCGUCGGUCACGCCGAACGCUACGAGGACCCUGACCAGGAGCCUGAGCCUGAAGAGGAGCCCAUCGACCUUUCUAGCCUCAACGGUAAGGUCCUGAACAAGGCCGGUUUCGUCAUUGGCGAUGAGGGUGUACCUGUCGCUCGCCUGGUUGAAGGCAAGGCCAAGGAACUCGCUGGCAAGAAGCUCGAUGACCAAGGUCAGAUCUGGAACGACCAAGGCAAGGUCAUUGGCCGUGUCGAGUUGAUCCCAGAAGACGAGCGCGAGGCCAAGCCUGACGGUCCCUUCGCUGGUCUUCAGGGUCUCCGCGUUGUUGCUGACGGCAAGGUCGCUGACGAGGACGAGAACAUUGUUGGUGAGAUUGUUGAGGGCAACGCCAAGCGCCUGAUCGGUCUUGCUGUUGACGAGGACGGCGAUGUCAUGGACAGAUAUGGCAACGUCAAGGGCCAUGCUGAACCUCUCGCAGACGAGGAGGAGGAAGGUCCUGUCGACAACUCUAUGCUCGACGGCAAGAAGCUCAACAAGAGCGGCUUUGUUGUUGAUGACAAGGGCAUCCCCAUCGGUAAGCUCAUCGAUGGCAACGUCAAGGAGCUUGCUGGCCGUCAAUGCGACGAGAACGGUGACAUCCACAGCGACACCGGAAAGGUUGUUGGACACUGCGAGGUGCUCCCUGAGAAUGAGCGUGUCUCCAGAGCCGANGGACCUUUCGCCGGUCAUGAAGGUCUUCGUGUUACCAAGGAAGGCUACGUUGCUGACUCCGAGGACAACGUUGUCGGCAAGGUCACUGAAGGUGAUGUGAAGAAGCUUGUCGGCCUCUCCGUUGACGAGGACGGUGACAUCAACGACAAGUACGGCAACGCAAAGGGCCACGCUGAGCCCUACGAGGAAGAAGAAGCUGGCCCUGUCGAUAACUCGAUCCUUGAUGGCAAGAAGCUCAACAAGCAAGGAUUCGUCGUCAACGAAGACGGUAUUCCUCUUGGUAAGCUCGUCGAGGGUAACGUUAAGGAGCUUGCCGGUCGUCGCUGCGACGAAGAAGGCAAGAUCCACGGCGAUACUGGCAAGGUCGUUGGUCGUUGCGAGGUUCUUCCUGAGAACGAACGUGUUGCCAGACCCGAAGGUCCCUUCGCUGGACUGGAAGGCCUCCACGUCAACAAGGAGGGCUACGUCGAGAACGCCGAGGGCGACCGUGUCGGUAUCAUCACCGAAGGCAACGUCAAGCGUCUCGUAGGCCUCACCGUCGAUGAGGAUGGUGACAUCAGCGACAAGUACGGAAACACCAAGGGUCACGCCGAGCCUUGGGAGGAAGAGGAGCAAACCGCCGAAGACCUUUCCGCCCUUGCUGGCUGCACCGUCAACAAAGCUGGCAACGUCGUCGACUCUUCCGGCACCAUUAUUGGCCGUGUCUCCGAGGGCGACCCGUCUACCAUGGUCGGCAAGAAGGUCGAUGGCCAAGGUCAAAUCUGGGACAACGCCGGAAAUGUCAUUGGCAAGGCCGAACUCGCCAAGGGUUCCGACACCAAGUCUGAGGGACCUUUCGCUGGUUUCGACAGCAUUACUGUCAACAAGGAGGGAUACGUUGUCACUUCCGACGGUGGCAUCGUUGGCCGCGUUACCGAAGGCGAUGUGAAGAAGCUUGUCGCUCACAAGGUCGAUGAGGAUGGUGAAAUCCAAGACAAGAACGGCAACCUCAUCGGUAAGGCCGAGAGAUGGGAGCCUGAAGAGAAGGAGAGAAAGAUCAACCCCAUGUCUGGUCGCCGUGUCAACAAGGAGGGUGAAGUCCGUGAUGAGAACGGCGAUGUCAUGGGUAGACUCACCACUGGUGACCUCGGUCACUGCGUUGGCCUUGAGGUUGAUGACAAUGGCUACGUUGUUGACAACGACGGCAACAAGGUCGGCGAAGUCACUCUCAUUGCCAACAUCAUCGAGGACGAGGAGAUUCCUGAGGAGGAACUCACCGAGGAAGAGAAGGAGGAGCGCCGCAAGAAGGAGCAAGACCGCGAGAUUGCUGAGAAGAUGGGCACCAUCUGCACUCAGACCCUCGAGAGAGUCCAACCCAUCUGCAAGCAGAUCACCGACGUAAGUGCUUACCUGUUCCAUGUCUUCACUAGGACCAUUACUGACUUACCUUUUCUCUACAGNCACAUCGAAGCCGCCGACCGUACCCCACGUGAAGAGUUGGACGAGGAAGAUUUGGUCAACAAGGUCAAGCCUCUCAUCGAAGAGGGUGGUCGCAUCUUGCAAGAGUGCAACGGCUCUCUGCGCGGCCUCGACCCCGACGGUCGCAUCGCUGCUCAAGCCAAGGGCCGUGCCGGCACCAAGGAGGCCACUCCCGAGGAGUACCGCCUGGCCGACACUCUCAAGGAGUUGACAACCACCGUCGUCACCACCAUCGACAACGCAAAGAAGCGCAUCAGCGACAUGCCUCACGCCAAGAAGAAGUUGAACCCUCUCUGGGGUCUGAUGACACAGCCCCUCUUCCAGAUUCUUGCUGCCGUCGGUCUUUUGCUGACCGGUGUCUUGGGUCUGGUUGGUCAGCUGCUCAACGGCCUUGGAUUGGGUGGACUUGUCAAUGGUCUGCUCGGUGGCCUCGGUAUCGACAAAUUGCUUGGUGGUCUUGGUCUCGGUAGCGUUGCCAACUCUCUCGGCCUGGGCAAGAAGGGCAAGAAGGAGGGCGGUGGUGGCGCCAGCAGUCUGCCCAUCGUUGGCGGUCUGUUCGGCAAGAAGUAA